CAGCUGGGUAGUGGGAUCAGAGAGAUACGGCAACAGCAUAGCAGCACAGAAACAAAAAGAUAACAAGCAUCAUAUAGUGAAGGACAAUGGACAGCAAAGUUACUCUCACCAUCCUCACUCUCUUUGUGCUUUACAUGGCUUCCACACAAGCUGCAUCAAUUGGAAGAACAGGAACGAACUUGCGAUGUCAGUGUAUCAAAACACACUCAAAGUUCAUCCAUCCGAACCACAUACAGAAAACCGAAAUUAUUGCAAGUGGGCCCCACUGUGAGAAUGUAGAGAUCAUUGUCACUCUCAAACGUGGCCGACUCUGUCUGAAUCCAAAUGAAACCUGGGUGAAGAGGAUCAUUGCCAAGUUCCAAGGAAACAGAUGAAGUUCAGUGAAGAAAAGCUCAAUGUCUUAAAAACAAGGCCCCGACGACUAUAAGCUUAGGAAUUCACAUCCAAUUCAGCCUCUUCUACCUUUCAGCAACCCAUAACUUAUGAUUAAUUUACAUUGUAUUGCGAAGUUUAGAUCUAUUGUAUCAGUUAAUAUAAAAGUAUUUUCAGGUGAGCAUUACAUGUACAUUCAUCUCUUUGCAUUUUAUCGCCUGUAUCAAAGGUAACAUAAUUGGCAGUGGCUGAGAGAUAGAAUGAAGGCUGGUUCUGAUUUCCGGAUUGGAUAAUAGAAUCUAAAGUAUUUCAUUAAGCAAUCAGAAUACCACGUUCUAAGAGUUACUGCCAUGUCAUCUUGUUAUAAGGUUUAGUUUCUCAUUACAAGGCCCUGAAACCUCAUGGGAUUUUUAACCAGUUUCCUGUAGUAACUUUGACUGGAGUCCAUCCUGGUUAUAUAAUAUCUUCAUUGAUCUUGCAACAGAGAAGGGAAAUUAUCCCCAGAAUUUCAGGACCUAAAUGUGCUGUGUUGCAAUUCCAUUCUAUGCCACUGUACAUUUUUAAUAUUUAUGCUGUUAUUUUAUAUUCAUGUAUUUUCUAUUACAAUAAAAUAUAAUUUCAUAUUGAAAGCA
Messenger RNA from Carcharodon carcharias (great white shark), 1004 nucleotides. RefSeq names its product interleukin-8-like. The coding region runs from base 87 to 374 and encodes 95 amino acids. The transcript has 4 exons. Gene Ontology annotation, cellular component: extracellular region. Gene Ontology annotation, molecular function: CXCR chemokine receptor binding; chemokine activity. Lineage: Eukaryota; Metazoa; Chordata; Chondrichthyes; Lamniformes; Lamnidae. Gene Ontology annotation, biological process: antimicrobial humoral immune response mediated by antimicrobial peptide; inflammatory response; cellular response to lipopolysaccharide. The record is from RefSeq and is a predicted model, not a curated record.